AUGACAACUCCAGUGAACCGUUCAACUGUUCCUUUGUUGGCUUAUGAUCCGAUUUUCGAUCGAACGAAAUGUCUUGAUUAUGAUGGAUAUUUCUGGGCGGCGAUCGAUUACGGAUUGAUCUACGGGGUCAACGGGUUGCCCAUCCCCACCCCGUUCACCGAAAUUCGACGAGUACCGAUGGCUUUCUUCAUGUGCUUUAUGAAAUCAUCCGAGUUGAGGAAAAAGCUCGAUAGACGAUUAUCAAUUAUGUUGAUCGUCAAUCACUCUGUCACCGUAACUUAUUUCAUAUUCAACCAAUUAGCCAACAGUCUCAUCGUUGUCACUUGGCCCGUUUACUAUUUUCUCAUCAUGAAAUUGCCGUUGUUUUUGCUGAAUCAAGCCAUCAGUUGCAUUGUCAUUGCUUUCUAUCUGGAGCGAAAACGGAAAGGCGUGAUUUCAGUCGGAGCGAUAAGUUCAGCGAGAAUUCGU
Messenger RNA from Mesorhabditis belari, 468 nucleotides. The record is from the annotation of a GenBank genome assembly. NCBI's taxonomy places the organism in Eukaryota, Metazoa, Nematoda, Chromadorea, Rhabditida, Rhabditidae.